CAUGCUUCCCUUUGGGGUGGAGCAGCCCCUUGUCCGUCCGUCUGCCGUUGCGCCGGUGGUCGAGUGUAUUGCAACGACCGCGGAUUGACGGCCGUUCCCGAGGGGGUCCCGCCGGGGGUCACCACCCUAUUCCUACAAAACAACCGUAUCGGAGACGCCGGGAUCCCACCACGUUUGGGUCAUUAUCAAGCUUUAAGGGUCCUUUAUCUUUACGCCAACGCAUUGGAACAACUCCCCCGUCAUCUCCCACCGGCUUUAAGGGAGCUUCACCUUCAGGAUAACAACGUCAGGGGGUUGUGUCGUCGAUCUUUAGCUCGUGCUCCGUUAUUAGAACGUCUUCAUUUAGACGAUAAUUCAGUAUCGGCCGCCGGGAUCGAAGAAGACGCCUUCGCCGAGAGCGGGAGGUUGAGGUUAUUAUUCCUAUCGAGGAAUCAUUUAAGCAGCGUCCCAUCCGGGCUCCCACCCGCGUUAGAAGAGCUUCGUUUGGAUGAUAACCGUAUCCACACCAUCCCGUUAAGAGCAUUUGAAGGUUUACCAGCCUUAAGGCGUUUGGUGUUAGACGGGAACCUAUUGGCCAACCAAAGGAUGGCGGAUGAUACCUUCAGUAAUCUAUAUAACCUAAGUGAGUUAUCGUUAGGUCGGAACGCAUUAGCGGCACCGCCGGCGAAUCUACCCCGAGCUCGACUCCGUCGCUUAUCAUUAGCGGCCAACCUUAUCAAUCACGUCCCGGCCGGUUCCUUAUCAAAGAUGAGAUGGUUGGAACGUUUGGAUCUAUCGGAUAACAACCUGACCACGUUACCCAGGGGGUUAUUCGACGACUUGAAUCGUUUGAGCCAUUUGGGUUUAAGGAACAACCCGUGGUUUUGCGGAUGUAAUUUAGCUUGGUUAAGGGAUUGGGUUCGACGGAGGACGGCCGGUGGGUUGGAGGUGAGGGGGCUUCUAUGUCAAGCACCGGCCCGGUUAAGGGGGUUACCUGUAGGGGAAUUAAGGGGGGAGAUGGACGCUUGUGGGACCCCAGCGCCGGUUAAUGGGGCACCGGGGGUCUCACGGGGUGGGGGAGUUAUGGGGCAACAAGGG
Molecule: messenger RNA, 1077 nt
Organism: Coturnix japonica (Japanese quail)
Lineage: Eukaryota; Metazoa; Chordata; Aves; Galliformes; Phasianidae
Source: RefSeq, a predicted model, not a curated record